GUGGCGGAAGGGUAGAGAGGAGACGGCGGUCCGAUGUGUGACCUUGCAGUGUUUGUAAACAGACACACGUUGCCGUCGCGAAGUGUUACGAGUGAUCGCCAUCGCGAGCCACCCCGUGUUAUUGUUUCCGAGGAGCGACGUGCGAGGGGCGCGCGCGACCUGGCAAAUGGAAAUGGAGCCCAUGUGCAUCGUGGAGAACGAGACGGAGGGAUCUCGCGGUGAUCGGAAAGAGGGGGGCAAGAGGGGACGCAAGCCUGGAAGGAAGGCGGCGGACAAGGCGGACAUGAAGGCUAAGCUCGAACGGAGUCGGCAGAGUGCGAGGGAGUGCCGCGCGCGGAAGAAGCUGAGGUAUCAGUACCUGGAGGAGCUCGUAGCCGAUCGUGAGAAAGCAGUAAUUGCUCUACGAAAAGAGCUCGAAAUGUAUCGUCAGUGGACGCAAGAAUUGGAUGCCGGACAAGUCCCCGAAGGACUACAAGCGAUGUUGGAGGAAUUCGGCUCGUUGAAGCGGGAACAGUCCAGCAGCAACUAAGCUCAAGCAAGGAGGCGAGGAAGAAACGUGGAUCGAGCAGUUUACAUUGUUAUUUCGAUCGAAAUCCCCCUCUCGCAUAAUCGAGCUUAUUUUCCGUCUUCUCUUCUCUUCCUUUCUCUUUCACGGUUCUUCGAGGCAGUAGACUAUUUUAAUUGGCUUGCAAUUUGAAAAUUUCUCUUUGCGUUCCUCUAUUCGCUAAUUUGUUAAAGAAAUCGCAAAUGUAGUCGAUUUUUCGGUUUGUUUCGACGAUUUUUUUCGUUUUUUCGACUUUUUUCAUGCGAUAGAGAGAUUCCUCUUGUUAUUUUCUCUCGAUUUUAUCACGAAAAGCGGAAUCGUCUCGAAUUACCUCGUUACCUCAUGCGUUAUUCUUUUUUGUACGUACGUUUUGUUAUCGCGACUCGUUGACACAUAUUUUUUAAAGCUCGUUGAUUAAAGACAUUGAUCGGUCGAUUAUCUACGGCCUCACGCUUAAAAUAUACCUCCCUCGUACGCGAUUGUUGCGCUGUAAGAAAGUAUAGAUAUAUCGCUGUUGUUAUACGCCGCGAAAGAAAAAAACAAUCGUUGUGUAUCAUACAAAGUCUAUAUUCAGUGUCUGUUCAAAGAGCGUCGUUGCGGAAGCUUCUCGUUGACUGUUUAUCGAUUUGUUUAAAUUUACUGACACACGGUAUUCUUGUACCGUGGAAAAUUAUCAUUUUGUACAAAUCUCAGCGUCAUUACAAAAGUUAAUUCGUAUAUGUGUGCACGGAAGAGUCUAAUUAUCGAAUAAAACCGAUAUUUUUCGAUGAAGAUUAA
Molecule: messenger RNA, 1321 nt
Organism: Camponotus floridanus (Florida carpenter ant)
Lineage: Eukaryota; Metazoa; Arthropoda; Insecta; Hymenoptera; Formicidae
Gene: REPTOR-BP
Product: cAMP-responsive element-binding protein-like 2
Exons: 4
Coding region: 167-529 (120 amino acids)
Biological process (GO): regulation of DNA-templated transcription
Cellular component (GO): nucleus
Molecular function (GO): DNA-binding transcription factor activity
Source: RefSeq, a predicted model, not a curated record